Messenger RNA from Pocillopora damicornis (cauliflower coral), 2517 nucleotides. RefSeq lists its product as uncharacterized. Lineage: Eukaryota; Metazoa; Cnidaria; Anthozoa; Scleractinia; Pocilloporidae. The record is from RefSeq and is a predicted model, not a curated record.
AUGUAUGAUGCCCCUUUGGAAAUUUAUGCUCGAGGUCCUGAAGCUGUUAGGGCAUACAACAAAGCCUUAACGGGGGGAAAGGCCUGCAUCAAGAGAAUACCAGUGAUGUUCAUCGGACAGGAGCGGACAGGAAAAACUAGUCUAAAAAAGUCCUUAAAAGGAGAAAAUUUCAAUGAAGAAGAGGAAAGCACAGUCGGAAUAGAGACUGACUCUUUGUACUUUAAAGUAUCAAAAGAGAUUUGGAAGAGCGGAAAAGUGAAGGAAGAAGUAGAAUUUGAAUCAGAAGAUCAAUUUGAACACAUAGCAACAGCGAAAGUGAUCAGUGAAUCAUUAAGGGAACAAAUGGCAACUCCAUCGUGGUUGGUGCCAUGGUUGGAUUUUGACUCAGAGUCAGAUUCAGAGUCAGAGUUGGAGCCUCCGGAUGGAUCAAUAUCAACUCGAGGCCCAACUAAGCUCUCAAGAAAUAUCGAGUCCUUACACAGAAAAUUACCUGAGGAAGUGGCCAGGCUGGUUGAAAAAAUGCUUCAAGAGGAGGAAAGUGCAAACCACGAAGAUAACAUCUACUCAGUUCUGUGGGAUUUUGGUGGACAAUCAGUGUACUACGAAACCCAUCCAAUUUUCCUGACGGAAAAAGCUAUCUAUAUUUUGGUGUCUGAUUUGAGUCGUGAUCCAGGCGAGAAAGCCACCCCGCCUGUCAAAACAGGACUUUUCGAGAACAAAGAGGACAUUGACUGCAGUAAAACGAACCUUGAUUAUCUGGACUUUUGGAUGUCAUCAAUUUAUUCCUUGGUAAGUCCGGAUGAGAAUUCCAGCUCCCAAGAGACCGCUUCGAAUGUUAGUCAUGUUUUGCCAUGGAGGCUUCCCCCAGUAUUCCUGGUAUGCACCCAUGCUGACGUGCCGUUUCGUGGAUCUAACGCCAGAGACCUUGCUCUAAAAACGUAUGGCUUUUUGCAGUCCAAGAUCUACAAGGAACAUCUGUAUAAAGAUGUUUUCGUCGUGGAUAAUACAAAGUCUGGGAGUGAGGAAGAAUGUAUCGAAGUUAAGCGACUGAGAAAAGAGAUCCUUGCUGUUGCAAAGGAACUGCAGCUGACGAAAGAAGAAGUUCCAGUGAAGUGGUUGAGGUAUGAAAACAAGCUUCGCAAAAAGCAUGAUAAGUGGAUAACACUUGAAGAAGCCAAGAGGAUUGCAUUUGAAGACUGUGGAAUCCAAGAAGAUGAGUUUUCCACUUUGUUGAACUUUUUGCAUGAUCAGAGAAUUGUGAUUCAUUUUAGCGGUUCUCAAGAGUUGGAAAGGAUGGUGAUAUUAGAUCCUCAGUGGCUUGUUGAUGUCCUCAAAAACGUAAUUACUGUAAGGCGUUUUAAAGACACGGAGCAUGCUGUCAAAGACCUCUGGAUCCAACUGGAAAAAACCGGAAUCUUGGAUGAAAAACUCAUUGACCAUGCUUGGAGAGACUUGCUCGAAAACCAAGAAAGUCACAACAGCCUCAUUGCCAUCAUGGAGAGAUUAUGCUUGCUUUCCCCCUGGCCGUCGUCUAAAGAUAGCAAGCAGUACCUUGUGCCGUCCAUGUUGAUGUCACCCCCAACAGAUGACGUCCUUCAGCUUCUCGAUUCUGUAAACAUUCCAUCUCUUUUUGUAACAUUUGCAUCAGGUCGAGUACCUCCUGGUCUAUUUUCCCGACUUAUCCUACAUUUCUUCCAGUGGUGUGGCGAAGAAUGGAACAGCGAAAUGAGCCCACGGUUGUUUCAUAAUUUUGCCAUGUUUCACAUUCUUCCAGACCAAGGUAUCUCUGUCAUUUUUUGGUGCCAUCCCUCAGCCGUUGAAGUCGCUCUUUAUAGCGUUGACAAUGACGAGAAAAGAGGAGAUCUAUCCCGUGCUGUUCCCUGGAAAUUGAGGUUUAUACUCGAAUGCAUGCGGAAAGAGUUUCACUGGCUCAACAACGUGAAGUACGAUAUGUGUGUCUGCUGCCCAGUCUGUUCUCAACCAGGGUCGGUAAAAUGCCGCGAUCAUAACGUGCGUGGAUGUGAGUGUCUACACUUUCUGUCAGAAUCUGAUUUGCGAGAGCGUCAACAUUGCAACAGGCCAGGACGUAUCCUUCCUAGAGAUUGCAGGAUUCGGAUCCAGCAGUUCAAAUGUUGGUUCUUAUUUGGAGAAGAAAAGGAAGGUGCCGGCAAGUCAACGAAUCAGCAGCUGCAAGCUCUUCACGUAACGAGUCGAGGCUUCGUCAGUGCAAAAGGCAUAUUUUCCGUAGAAGGAACGAAACGGAAAGAUCUUGCGCUGCCCGAGAGUAUCAAUACUUCCAUCCAGUCCAUUCCACUCAAUUCAGCAAGUGAUGUCAAGGAUAUCGUGAUUCAGUUUCGAGAAGCUCUGCAGUUGGAACCAGCAUCUUUGGUCAGUCCAGAGCCUGAGACGAGAAUUAUGAUUCGUGCCCUUGCCCUGAGAGCUAAAUCUGAGAAACGGGAUGAUUUGGUGAGACACUUACGAGAGAUUACGCCUGCUGGUACUGCUGGUGAGUUUUAA